This is a messenger RNA of Fusarium fujikuroi IMI 58289, 447 nucleotides long. RefSeq lists its product as uncharacterized. The transcript has a single exon. The record is from RefSeq and is a predicted model, not a curated record. Lineage: Eukaryota; Fungi; Ascomycota; Sordariomycetes; Hypocreales; Nectriaceae. Bases 1 to 447 code for a protein of 148 amino acids.
AUGCCCUCUCGAACAUUCCGUCCGGUUUCUCUGCUUCACAACAGCUUUGUUGUACAAGGAGAUCCAUGGUCUCUCAUACUGGACGAGUCGUACGAACUUUGCGCUCGGAGUACGAAUCAGGUCAAGUACAAGGCCCAAUUUGUCUUGCUUUACCAACUAGGUAAUAAGCACGAACUGGAGGAAUCAAGGCGCGAUCAAAUUCCCACCUUUCUGGGUUAUUUUGACCCCUCUGUCCGCUAUUGGGAUAUCGGAUCAAAUGACAGUAUCGGUAGAGCGACGCUGUGUGAAGUACUUUCCUGGAUCGAAAAUUACAUGACCUACAGGUUCGUAGAAGUCAGCAUCAAAGAUUAUCUCACAUCUCUGUUGGUUGCACUACUCAUCUACAUUGGCCUUAGUGAUGAUUCUAUGCAAGCAUCUUUUCCCGAUGAUUGCAUAGUACGGAGAUGA